Parasteatoda tepidariorum (common house spider) is the source of this 2299-nucleotide messenger RNA. RefSeq lists its product as uncharacterized. Lineage: Eukaryota; Metazoa; Arthropoda; Arachnida; Araneae; Theridiidae. The record is from RefSeq and is a predicted model, not a curated record.
UUAAGAUUGGCAACAGUUGGAACAUUCUAUUAUUAUUAAGUGUUCGAUUAUAUGUCUAUGAUUGUUCGAUAAGAGAUAGAAUGUAAUUUUUAUUUUAAAUAGAGAAAAAGAAUUCAAUUACAUGAUGAUGUCAUCUAAGGCACCUCGCAAAUUGAUUAAGAAUAUGAGAGGUUCUCCAAUACGAAAGGAACACAUGAUGAAGAGACCGGGUCGCUCAGGUUCCCCAAUAAGAAGUUCUGGGAACUCUAGACCUCCUAUAAAGCACCUGUCACCAGGAAUGAAGAGAGGACAUCUUAUAUCAUCUUCUAGUAAAAGUAUACAUCCAUCAAGAAUGCGGUCUAUAACUUCUCCUCCUCGUAGAUCUGUCCCACGUCAUAGCAUGCCAGGCUCUCCAGAUUCCAUGGACAGAAGUCGUAGUUAUAAGAGAUCAAAAUAUGAAAAAAGAAAAGGUCCAUCAAUUUCACCAGUGAGACAUCCUUCAUCAUUACCUAUUCCUCAUGAUCGGCGUGAUCCGUCACCAUAUCAGGAUAGCAGGUACUUAAAUACUAGAUCAGUACCUCACAUUAGUCCUCAUGAUCGAUUGGAACCAAUACCUCCGAAGAAAAAAAUACGACGAGAGCCUGAUAGAUUUCCUCGCAGCCCAAGUCCUGGUAUACUGCGCAAGUCUUCAAAUGAGAUACCUUUCAUAUCAGAUGGCGGAAUAGCUCUUCGAAGUGAAAUAAGUCCUCUGCCCUCAGCCAUGCCAAUGAUUUCUCGUGGCUACUUGCCAGUCUCUGGGCAUAAUGAAAGGGUUGAGCGCAAUUACCGUACACAGCAUAGUCCUUCUCCAGUGCCAAACAUUCAGUCAAAAAGACAACCUCCUCCAAUGAAGAGUGCUUACGAGACUGCUGUUGCCGACAGAUACAAAGCUGAUAUUCCUAGCUCUGGAUUUCCAUCAGGAAGUGAUAAAAAAUACAAUCUGACUCUACAUGAAAGAUUUAGCACUGUUGAAAGUGAGCCUCGCAUCAGAUACUCAAGAGAAGAUUUAGAAAAAAUAACGAUAGAUAUCCGACGAAACAUACGAGAGCCUUCACCGACCCUGCGUCAGAUUGUCAACCCAAGUGAUGUUAAAUUAGUCAGGCGUGCUAAUGAAGGUCACAGACCUAUAUUUGAUAGAGAAGAAAUUAAGCAAGCUCCAAGAGAUAUGAGAGAAGAUGCAUAUUUUGAAAAGAAGACUACAUCAAGCGAUAAUAGAUCAUACCAACAAUCACAUUCCAUGGGUUUUAGAGAUGUUGAGAAUUAUGAAAUUACUCGACAUAGAUUUGAUGGUCAUCCUCCACCAUUUCAAUCUUCUAGUAACCGUCCACUCAGUGAAAGGUGGCAAGGUUCUGAUGGAAAAAAAGAUAGUGGCCCUUUGGAUCAAGAUGACAGAAUGUAUGAAAAAAAUCAACCUAAAAAAGGCUAUGUUGAAGUGAGAAACCGAUCAAAGUCACGUGACAGGGAUUUUCGAUCUGAAAGAUAUACUGGUAAGAUCAAAAGUAAAAAUAGAGAAGUAUCACAUGGUAGACCAGAAUAUAUUGAAAAUCGCAGUCAUGGACCACCACCAUCUGAAGUAAGAGCACAGAUCAUUCGCAAAGAAGCACACCAUGAAACUCGAAGGUUAGGUAUGAAGGAAAGCAGAGGUUUGUCUCCUCCUCCACGCUCUGAAUCAAGAAGUCAUUUAUAUCCUGUACCUGAUAAAAGAUAUCCUGAAGGCAUAUCAAGAAUGAAUAAACAUAGCAUGAGACGUUCCCGCUCACCAGGUAUGGAUUCACGCAAGUACAGACAAAGAAGCAGAUCUAGAGACGAUAAAAUUCCAGAAUAUUCCCGUAAACCAGAUAAAUAUCCUUUCAAAUCAUGGCCAGAUAAACGAGAUUCCUCUCCACCAGGACCAUCCUAUUUUGCGCCUAAUAAAGAUUUGUCCCCACCACCUUAUCGAGGACGUAGUAGCUCUAGACCUUUCCGUGGUUCAAGAGGUUUUCGUGGAAGAGGAUUCAGAGGAUCGCCGAGGGGUGGUUUUCGAGGAAGAGGUUCUUUCCGUGGCUCUCCAAAUGCAAGGGGUAGAGGAGGACCUCGUAGAGGAAGAUUCUCUCCACAUUUAUGGGAACAUGACAUGUAUCGACUGUCUCCUGAUCGCAAAUAGGACUAUUCUCAGAUGUGCACCAUUGCUCGAUCAAGUAUUCUGUUAUUUCAUGUAACCUAGAUAUUUACAGCUUUUUAUUAUUCAUCUUGUCAUUAAUUUGUUACUUCAUUAAUUCCAAAAUAAAAAUGUUGUUACUAA